ACAAAAUUAAAACUUUCCACGAACCAAGUUUAAAUGACAGGAAAAGUGACCAAAACGAAGUCACUAAAAGCGCGAGUAAAUGAAAUCCUGACGGACGCAAUGCUCAAAAAUGAAGUGUCUCAACGUAACCGAUACGCACGUGCCAGAUACCGUCUUAUGCAGAUGGAUAGAAAGAAUUUGGCCAAAGAUCAGGCCCAAAAAGAGGUGAUAAAUCUGGAUACUUCGAAACCCUCGGAUCUUGCUGGGAAAUCCAAAUUUCAUGCGGUUUUAGCUUUUCAAAAGCCAUGCGACCUGGCAAAGUUGGACUCCGAAUUUUCCAUCCAUCCAAAAUCCCAUCAUAACUGCUGGGAAAGGCCAAAACCAGCGACUUUAACUUCCAAGGAGGCAUGUGAUCAGGAGAAUCCACUUAGCCAGGUGGUUGCUGGAGAUCAGGCCCAAAAAGAGGUUACUCCGAAGCUUUCGGAUCUUGCUGGGAAAUCCAAAUUUCAUGCGAUUUUAGCUUUGCAAAAGCCACGUGACCAGGCGAAGUUGGACUCCGAGUUUUCCAUCCAUCUAAAAUCCCAUCAUAACUGCUGGGAAAGACCAAAACGGACACUUUUAACUUCCAAGGAGGCAUGUGGUCAGGAGAAAUCCAUUAGCCAGUCCGAAUCGUCUGACCAUUUUCCAAGUUGCGUAACCAGCCAUGCAUCCUCAUCCUCAUCCUCAUCCUCUAGCCACGUAAAGUCCCAGGAGGAUAACAAAAACAAGGGCAUUUGUCAUUUGUCGCAGAUCAAACUGCUGGCGGGAGCAGGACCAGAGAAACAGGAUGCACAGGUUGCUACGCCAAAAACCGAGCUGUGCACCAGGGUUAUUCAGUUAAUUCCCGACAGCAAGGAGGACUACAUGAAUCAAUGGCUUAUCUCGGCGGCCGGAUUGCCCCCCAAUCAUUCGCCGAAAGAACCUGUGCAACAGGAAGCCAUAGAGUUGCCUUGUGGACACCACCAGUGA
Molecule: messenger RNA, 987 nt
Organism: Drosophila elegans
Lineage: Eukaryota; Metazoa; Arthropoda; Insecta; Diptera; Drosophilidae
Exons: 7
Coding region: 34-987 (317 amino acids)
Source: RefSeq, a predicted model, not a curated record